ACCGAUUUUCUCAUCGCCCGACAUACAACAACAAAUGCCAGAGGAGAAUCGACGAUUUAGCGCCGUAGAUAAAGUUCGUAAUUGUUCGCAAAUUAAAUUGCUGCGUUAUUAUUCAUUGAUAUGUACAUGCAAUAAACAAAUUGUAAACAAUCUAAAAUUUAAAAUGUGUUUGUAAACUAGAUUUGGAGGGAACUGAUGAUGAUCGUCGAGGAGGAACCAGCAGUCAUGGUCGUGAUCGAUAUUGAUAAAAUGCUGGAUCGUUUGAAAAAAUGUACUCACUUACUUGAUUUGGUACAGAGAGGACUUACCACUUAUUUGGAGAAGAAGCGACUCUUUUUCCCGCGAUUUUUCUUUCUUUCCAACGACGAACUUUUGGAAAUCUUAUCUGAGACAAAAGAUCCGACGCGAGUACAGCCGCAUCUGAAAAAGUGUUUCGAGGGCAUCGCAAAAUUGAGUUUUACAGAUAUCAUGGAGGCUAUAGCAAUGAUGUCAUCUGAAGAGGAAGUAAUUAUUCUUGAGGACGUAAUCGAUACGGCUGCUGCGCGAGGACAAGUGGAAAAGUGGCUCCUUGAGCUUGAAACUGAUAUGAAGAAAAGUGUGAAGGCCCAGGUGAUAAAAGCUAAAAAUGCCUUUCUGACUAAAGCUAGGAGUCACUGGGCUCUGGAAUGGCCGGGGCAGACCGUUCUCUGUGUCACUAAAUUAUACUGGACGGCAGACGUUACCGACAAACUUCCAAAAGGCACUGAAAGUUUAAAAAGUUAUAUAGAAACGUGCACACACGAACUUAAUGAAAUCGUCAAGCUUGUCCGCGGUAAAUUAUCAAGACAAAAUCGGACAACUUUGGAGGCUUUAGUAACGCUGGAUGUUCACAGUCGCGACGUAUUGGUGCAGCUAUGCGAACAAAAUGUGAAUCAAAUCACGGACUUUAAGUGGCUUUGCCAACUGAGAUAUUAUUGGAUAGACGAGAACUUGUAUACGAUGAUGAUAAACUCUAAACUGGGCUAUGCAUACGAGUACCUAGGCAAUACAUCGAGAUUAGUAAUAACGCCACUCACCGAUCGAUGCUAUCGCACCUUGUUCGGUGCACUUAGCCUGCAUCUCGGCGGUGCUCCGGAAGGACCUGCUGGGACAGGAAAGACGGAGACUACUAAAGACCUCGCCAAGGCAGUCGCCAAGCAAUGUGUCGUAUUUAACUGCUCGGAAGGAUUAAACUAUAUUGCUCUGGGCAAAUUUUUCAAAGGAUUAGCCAGCACGGGUGCAUGGUCUUGUUUUGAUGAGUUUAACCGCAUUGAUCUGGAAGUCCUAUCGGUAGUGGCGCAGCAGAUUUUAACUAUUCAACGAGCUAUACAAGCACGGUACAAGAUCUUUAUAUUCGAGAAUACAGAAUUGAAACUGGAUCGUACCUGUGCGGUAUUCAUCACGAUGAGUCCGGGAUACGCCGGCAGAACAGAAUUACCGGACAAUUUAAAAGCUUUGUUCCGAUCGGUGGCUAUGAUGGUACCGGAUUAUGCCUUAAUAGCGGAAAAUAUUUUGUAUUCAUAUGGAUUCUACAACGCGAGGCCUUUGUCUGUCAAGAUAGUUAUGGCUUAUAAAUUAUGUUCGGAGCAAUUAUCCAGCCAGAAUCAUUACGACUACGGUAUGCGAGCGGUGAAAACUGUCUUAAUAGCGGCAGGAAAUUUGAAACUUAAAUAUCCGGAAGAAAACGAGGACAUUUUAAUCCUGCGUAGUAUCAAGGACGUGAAUUUGCCCAAGUUCCUUAAGGAAGAUAUAUCCCUCUUUCAAAGUAUUAUCUCGGAUCUCUUUCCAAAUGUGCAACUUCCUGAACCGGACUAUGAGCAUUUAAAUGCAUCUGCAUAUAAAGCAUGCGCUGCUGCGAAUAUUCAGUGCGUCCCCGUGUUUCUGGAGAAGAUCCAGCAAAUAUAUGAAAUGAUGUUAGUCAGGCAUGGAUUCAUGAUCGUCGGGCAUUCCUUUGCUGGCAAAACUACAGCCUACAAAAUGUUAGCUGACGCACUUGAGAUUUGCGAAGAGAACAAUUGGAUGAACGAGCGCAAGGUGGAAAUAACGGUGAUCAAUCCGAAGGCAAUAACUCUAGAACAACUGUAUGGACAAUUUGAUCCAGCAUCUCACGAAUGGAACGACGGCCUUCUGGCCAUUAGCUAUCGAGCUUUUGCAACUUCGCCAAACAACAAUCGAAAGUGGUUGAUCUUCGAUGGUCCGAUAGAUGCGAUAUGGAUAGAAAGUAUGAACACUGUUCUUGAUGAUAAUAAGAAGCUAUGUUUGAUGAGCGGAGAGAUCAUUCGGUUAGCGCCGACGACCAACUUGAUAUUCGAGCCGUUAGAUCUGGAAGCUGCUUCGCCGGCCACGGUGUCUCGUUGCGGAAUGAUUUACAUGGAACCUGGAGCGUUAGGAUGGGAACCCAUAUUAAAUUCUUGGAUAGCUAAAUUGCCCGAAGCGAUAGAUGAAUGGCUACGAGUCUUCUUGUACGAAUCGCUAUUCCUCAGGUUUUGCAAACCUCUUUUUCAUUUCUUACGCUGGUGCAACGUAAAGGAAAUAUGUCCCAUGCCCGAUUCGAAUCUCCUACGAUCCGUCACUUAUCUCAUGGAUUGCUUCUUGCAUGAUUAUUAUAACGAAGAAAUCGUGAAAAAUAUAAGCGACUUUGAUCUUCGAGCACAAAUAGAAGGCUCAUUCUUCUUUUCGUGCAUCUGGGCAAUGGGAGGCACUUUGGAAGCUAGUUAUAGGGAACAAUUUAGUAUUUUAUUCCGUGGUCUUCUAGAGAGAGAAUUUCCAGUUGCGUUGAUAGAAGUAUUUCAAUUACAAGAACCAGUUCCGCCACCUUUAAAACCCUAUAUUUUUAUCAUGCCGAAACACAAUCUGGUAUUUGACUACAGAUUUAUUAAAGAGGGCAAAGGAAAAUGGAAAUUAUGGUCGGACGAGUUAAUAUCAGUACCGCCGAUACCUCGUGAUAUUCCUGUCAAUCAAAUAAUCGUGCCGACCGUAGAAACAAUACGAUACACGGCACUCUUUCAGAUGCUGAUACAAAAUGAGAAACCAGUGCUCUUUGUAGGUCCGACGGGCACUGGAAAGUCAGUGUACAUAAUUGAUUUCCUAUUAAAAAAGAACAACGCCGCAGUGAACAUGCCAUUGCUGAUCAAUUUUUCGGCACAAACUACAGCUAAUCAGACGCAAGAUAUUGUUAUGAGCAAGUUAGAUCGCAGGCGUAAAGGCGUUUAUGGUCCUCCCAUAGGUAAACGAUGGAUCGUUUUCGUCGACGAUGUCUCAAUGCCGCUGAAAGAAAAAUUCGGAGCGCAGCCGCCCAUAGAAUUAUUGCGACAAUGGUUGGAUCAUUGGCAAUGGUUCGAUAGAAAAGAAGGCAUGCUAAUAAAAUUGAUUGAGAUCCAAUUAAUGUGCGCAAUGGCUCCGCCAAUUGUCAGUAAAGACGUUACGUCGCGAUUCAAACGUCAUUUCUUUGUUCUGGCAGUAUCUGAAUUUGAAGAUGACGUUAUGAUCACGAUAUUUAGUAAGAUUGUUCUAUGGCAUCUUGAUACCAGGGGUUUUAGCAAAGAGUUUGAUCCAUGCAUCGAUCAAAUUGUCUUAGCAACACUAGACAUUUAUAAAGAAAGCUUGCGUAAUUUGCUACCGAUACCUGCAAAAUGCCAUUACAUGUUUAAUCUUCGUGAUUUUUCCAGAGUUAUCCAGGGAAUACUAUUAUCGGUCCCGGAAACUAUGCCUGCACUUUCAAAUAUGAAACGAUUAUGGGUUCACGAGAUACUUCGUGUGUUUGGCGAUCGUUCAGUCGAUGAUAUCGACCUUAAAUGGCUAAUACAGCAAAUAAGCGUGACAUUACAGAACCGUAUGGAAAUUUCGUUAGAGGAGCUCUUCAAAGAUUUACUUCCUGAAAAAGACCAAUUAAAAAAAAUCACCAUAAACGAAUUACGAAAUCUGAUAUAUUGUGACUUUGUCGAUGCCAAAGCGGACAUUCGGUUGUAUCAAGAAGUUAGCGACCUGGACCAACUACGAGAAAUCGUGGAAACGUAUCUUUCCGAAUAUAAUUCGAUGACGAGGAAACCUAUGAAUUUGAUAUUAUUCCGAUUCGCGAUCGAGCAUCUGUCGAGAAUAACUCGUAUCAUCAGACAACCGCGAAAUCACGCUCUUCUCGUCGGAAUCGGCGGAUCUGGAAGACAAUCUUUAACCAGAUUGGCGUCGCACAUCUGCAAUUACGACGUGUACCAGGUUGAACUUACGCAAUUAUACGGUCAGCGCGAAUGGCACGAAGACAUUAAAAUCAUUCUGAGAAAAGCGACUGCCACCGAAUUGCACUCGACUUUUCUCUUCAGCGACACGCAGAUUAAGGAGGAGAACUUCUUGGAGGAUAUCAGCAAUAUGCUUAAUUCGGGAGAGGUGCCCAAUAUAUUUAAUGCUGAUGAGAAGGGUGAGAUAUGCGAGAAGAUGAGACUAAUUGAUCGACAACGAGAACGAGCAUUUCAAACGGAUGGCAGUCCCGCGGCGCUUUUUAAUCUAUUUGUGCAGAUCUGUCGUGAUCAGCUACAUAUUGUUGUCACUAUGUCUCCCAUCGGCGACAAUUUUAGAAAUCGGAUUAGGAAAUUUCCGGCUUUAGUUAAUUGCUGCACCAUAGAUUGGCUUCAGCCGUGGCCUGAGGAUGCCUUGUUGGCUGUCGCGACGAAAUUCUUGUCUACAGUCGAGCUCACCGAUCAUGAAAAAAACGCCGGUAUUGAUAUGUGUCAAUUUUUCCACGUGUCCACUCAAAGAUUAAGUGACGAAUAUUUCGUCCGUCUAAAUCGCCACAAUUAUGUGACUCCUACUUCUUAUCUCGAAAUGAUUAAGACAUUUCAGAGCCUGCUUGAUAAAAAGCGUGGAGAAGUGUUGCGAGCUAAGGCUCGAUACGAGGGUGGAUUAGGGCAAUUGGACACUGCGCAGCACCAAGUGACGGAGAUGCAGAAUAUAUUAAAACAGUUACAACCGAAAUUGAUCGCAGCCACGCAGGAUAUCCAACGAAUACUAGCUGAUGUCGAGAAAGAAAGUCAGGAAGCGGUGGAAUUUGAGAAAAUGGUUAAAAUCGACGAAGCCACAGCUGAAAAAGUCGCGGAUGAGACAGAUAUGAUAAGAGCCGAAUACGAUGCCGAUUUAGCCGAAGCUAUGCCUAUUUUGAAUCGAGCCCAAGCAGCAUUAGAUACCUUAACAUUGGCAGAUAUUGCGAUAGUAAAAGCAAUGAAGCAUCCGCCAUAUGCCGUGAAGCUCAUUAUGGAGAGCGUUUGCGUUCUCAGGCAAAUAAAGCCGGAGAAGGUGCUGACAAAGGAGGGUGUACAGGUUGAUGAUUAUUGGAGGGCUGCCUUGAGAAUGCUCAGCGAUGUUAAAUUUUUAGACUCGUUACUUCAUUUUGAUAAGGACAACAUACCGGAAAAGGUAAUAGAAACAUUACGGAAGGAGUAUCUGACCAAUCCGGACUUUGAUCCAGAAAAGAUGAAAAAAGUAUCGACGGCUUGCGAAGGAUUGUGCCGUUGGGUCAUCGCAAUGUCCGAGUACGAUAUAAUCGCGAAAAUCAUCGCUCCUAAAAAGCGAGCACUGGCGCAAGCUGAAGCUAGUUAUCGCAACGCCGCAGAAAAGUUAAACCUGAAGAGAGAACAAUUACGUCAAAUACAGAAAAAGUUAUUGGUUCUUCAAGAAAUUCUGAACAAAAGGAAGGUGGAAUUUCAAGCGAUGUCGGAUCAAGUGGCGGAUUGUGAGAUGAAAUUGAAGCGAGCCGAGGAUCUCAUCGGAGGAUUAGGCGGAGAAUAUGCUCGUUGGUCGCAAACAGCCGAACAACUGGGCGAUAAAUAUCAUCGGUUAAUGGGGGAUGUGAUAAUCGCUUCCGGCGUGGUAGCUUACUUGGGUCCGUUCACUAUGCCGUUUCGUGUGCAGCAGAUAAACGAAUGGGUGCAACUGUGUUUGGAUCUGCAAGUGAUUUGCAGUCACGAUUUCCAUCUGCGCGAUAUACUCGGCGAUCCGGUUUUAAUUAGGUCGUGGAACAUCGCCGGAUUGCCCAUCGAUGCAUUUUUCAUUGACAACGGAAUUAUCAUUACAAACGCGAGGAGAUGGCCGCUGAUGAUAGAUCCACAAGGCCAGGCUAACAAAUGGAUAAGAAAUAUGGAGCAGAUGAACAAUUUAAGCAUUAUUCGGUUGAGCCAGCCUGAUUAUGUGAGAAUCUUGGAAAACGCGAUACAAUUUGGACAACCAGUGCUGCUUGAGAAUGUAGAGGAGGAAUUAGAUGCCAUUCUUGAGCCAAUACUUCUCAAACAGACUUUCAAGCACGCUGGUGCAUUAUGUAUAAAAUUGGGCGACGCCAUAGUGGAAUAUAGCACUGAUUUUAGACUUUACAUCACGACAAAAUUAAGGAAUCCUCAUUAUCUGCCGGAAGUAGCUGUGAGAGUAACUCUGCUGAAUUUUAUGAUAACACCAAGCGGCUUGGAGGAUCAGCUGCUUGGUACCGUAGUCGCAAGGGAAAGACCUGAUUUGGAAUCGGAGAAAAGCGCUUUGAUCGUGCAGAGUGCCGCGAAUAAAAAAAUGCUGAAGGAGACGGAGGACAAAAUACUGGAGAUACUUUCCGCGGCGAAAGGUAAUAUCUUGGAGGACGAGGAAGCCAUCGACAUCUUAAUGAUGUCCAAGAAUUUGAGCGAUGAUAUUCAAAUGAAGCAGACGGCCACGGAAGUCACAGAAAAGUCAAUCGACGCCGCGAGAUCGCAGUAUCAACCUAUCGCAAUUUAUUCGACUGUACUCUUUUUCACGAUAGCAUCUUUAGCUAACAUAGAUCCAAUGUAUCAAUAUUCACUGGUCUGGUUUGUGAAUCUUUUCAACACGGCUAUCACCAAUACGGACCCAUCUGAAAAUAUCGAACAACGUCUGAAGGAUUUGACCAAAUAUUUCACGUAUUCCCUUUAUGUCAACAUCUGCAGAUCUCUGUUCGAGAAGGAUAAAUUAUUGUUUACGCUACUUCUUGUUUUUAAUUUGUACGAAAAAAACGACAAAAUGCAAAUUGCGAGUCAAUGGUUGUUCCUGUUAACCGGUGGGAUAAGUUUGGAGAAUCCAUAUGCUAAUCCCGCCAAGUGGCUGCUCGUUAAGCAUUGGGAUGAACUAUGCAGACUGGAUAACAUCAAAGGAUUCGAAGGCAUCAGAGAAUCAUUCUCCAACACCGUUGACGAGUGGAAAAGAAUAUUUGAUUCGAGAGAACCGCAAAAAGAGCCUUUUCCAGCGCCUUAUGACCGUCUGAGUUCAUUCGAGCGACUGUUAAUUCUGCGAUGUAUCCGUCCUGAUAAAAUUAUCCCAGCAGUACAGUUAUUCGUGCAAGAAAAAUUGGGUAUUCAAUACGUAGAAAUACCACCUUUCGACUUAGCAUCCUCCUACGCGGAUUCCAACUGUUGUAUUCCACUGAUAUUCAUCCUGACUCCGGGCGCUGAUCCGAUGCAAACCUUGCUGUCAUUUGCCGACGAGAAAGGCUACGGCGCCAAGCGACUCUUCUAUCUAUCCCUCGGUCAAGGUCAAGGACCGAUAGCGGAAGAGUUGAUAAAAGAGGGCGUGUUGCGCGGUAAUUGGGUGAUAUUGCAAAAUUGUCACCUGGCUAAAAGUUGGAUGCCGAUCUUGGAGAGGAUAUGCGAGGAUUUCACACCUGACACAAUUCAUCCUAACUUUCGAUUGUGGUUGACUAGCUAUCCGGCGGAGUACUUUCCCAUAUCGGUUCUCCAAAACGGCAUCAAAAUUACGAACGAGCCACCCAAAGGACUCAGAGCGAAUGUUUUGAGAUCUUAUGCGAGCGAUCCGGUCAGCAGUUCGGACUUCUUCGAGGGUUGCGUUCAAAGUGAGACUUUCAAGAAGCUCCUGUACUCGUUGUGCUUCUUCCACGCUAUCGUACAAGAGAGAAGGAAGUUUGGUCCAAUCGGCUGGAACAUCCCCUACGAGUUCAACGAGACCGAUUUGAGAAUCAGCGUUUUACAACUGAAGAUGUUCUUGGACGAUUAUGAGGAUGUGCAGUUCGACGCUUUAAAAUAUCUCACGGGCGAGUGUAACUACGGGGGUAGAGUUACGGACGAAUGGGAUCGUAGGACGCUGAAUACUAUUUUAUCAAAGUUUUAUUGUCCGGAAUUGUUGGCCCAGGAAAGAUACUACUUUGAUGCAACGUCGACUAUUUAUUAUUGUCCGGACGCCAGAGAGUACGAUGCCUAUGUCGCUUAUACGAGAAAACUUCCGAUAAUAACAGAACCAAGUGUAUUUGGAAUGAACGAGAAUGCCGAUAUAGUUAAAGAUCAGCGAGAGACAAACUUGUUAUUCACUUCGUUACUGCUCACUCAGGAUCGAACGGAUCUUUGGGAAAUUAAGGAAACUGUUAAAUCCGGUUUGAGACAAGCUUCUGAUGACGAGAUAGUUUACGAUGUUGCGACAGAAAUUCUGAACAAGCUUCCAGACAAUUAUGAUCUUAUUACAGCACUUGUUAAAUAUCCUACAUUGUACAGUGAAAGUAUGAAUACUGUGUUAGUGCAAGAAAUGGAUAGAUUUAAUAAAUUAUUAUGCUGUAUCAGAGAUAGUCUUAUUAAUAUACGAAAAGCUAUCAAAGGUAUGAUCAUAAUGUCUUUCGAGCUUGAAGAUAUUCAUGAAGCAAUUCUGAUGAGCAAGAUACCUCUUUUGUGGAAACAAAAUUCUUACCCUUCUUUGAAACCUCUGGGCAGUUAUAUCAAUGAUUUUCUACAACGUUUAACAUUUAUACAGAAAUGGUACGAAGAAGGACCACCUGUUACAUUUUGGUUACCUGGAUUUUACUUUACGCAAGCGUUUCUGACUGGAACACUACAAAAUUAUGCGCGAAAGUAUCAAAUUCCCAUAGAUCUUCUCACGUUUGACUUUGAGAUUCUGAAAGAGACUGUCUUCACUAUCGCGCCCGAGGAUGGCGUUUACAUUUAUGGGCUAUUUUUGGAUGGCGCAAGAUUUGAUAUAAAGGAAAUGUGUAUAGAAGAGAGCUUCCCCAAAGUGCUUUAUGAUAAUGUACCCUUUUUGUGGCUGAUUCCGAUGAAAAAGGAAGAUAUUGAAGAUAGACAAAUAUAUGUUUGUCCACUUUAUAAAACCAGCGAACGUCGCGGGGUAUUGUCCACCACUGGUCACUCCACAAACUUUGUCAUAGCCAUACGAUUGCCCACAGUGAAGCCGUCCGAACACUGGAUUUUAAGAGGCGCGGCCAUGCUUUGUCAACUCAGUGAAUAAAAUAAAUCAAUUUUGCUUUUUCCUUCUA
Messenger RNA from Pogonomyrmex barbatus (red harvester ant), 9268 nucleotides. Its product is annotated as dynein axonemal heavy chain 7. Gene Ontology annotation, biological process: microtubule-based movement. The record is from RefSeq and is a predicted model, not a curated record. NCBI's taxonomy places the organism in Eukaryota, Metazoa, Arthropoda, Insecta, Hymenoptera, Formicidae. Gene Ontology annotation, molecular function: dynein intermediate chain binding; minus-end-directed microtubule motor activity; ATP hydrolysis activity. Gene Ontology annotation, cellular component: dynein complex.